AUGUGUAUAUUUUCCACACAGAUUGUCACAUUACACGGAACAAACGACCAGCAACACACAGAAACCUUGCGUCUCUUCGCCUCACGUCUAAAGCCCCGACAACCGCCAAACUUGGAUCAAAAUCUUCGGAAUUCCACCCGCUUUACCGAAGAUAACCCUUCCCUAUUUUCAUCCUCCAUUUCUCCAUCUUCUCACACCUCCUUGAACAAAUCGGACAAGCCCCGGACCAAUCAGCUGUCGGCAACGGGUGAUCGUAACAAUUCUUCGUUGUCCCAAGCGGAACCAACAGCCCUGUUCAAGUCUGUUGUGGCAGUAAAUUCACAUGGAUGUUCUGCCUACUUUGAAGAUGUGAUUCAUGUUCCCCCACUACCGGCAACUGGACUGGUGGGACGGCAGAACCUUAUUCAAGUCGAAUACGCACUCAUCCUUCGACUCCGUCUACAGGGUGAUUCACAAGGAAGGCAGGAUCAGAAAAUGCAGAUCCCCAUCACAGUUGGCUCCGAUCCAACCCGUGAGACAUCGUUUACUGGAUGCAGCGAAGGAGAGGUCAUCGAAUACGAUCCGUCCACGAGUUCAGCCGGUAAAGCCGGUCACCUACGUCCAGUCUAUCGGUAUUUCAAGCCGCGUUCCACAAAACGCAAUGAUCUCAGGUCUAGUACCGAGACAAUCGGACAAUUGUCACGUACACCCUCGAAAUCGAACGACCCCAGGUACUUCAAAAGUCAGUCACCCUCUACUGGUCAAAGAGGUCUACAGAUCAGAAAGGAGACCAACACAUCAGAAUCUCCCCCGUUUGUUUCUGAAUCUCCAAUGCGGUUUUCGGUUGUGGAAAACCCUCAUGCUAACGAUGGUUUCGUGACUGAGGCGUUCGACAGAGUCAGGAGUAAUAGUCAACAGUCGCCCUCGUAUGAAUACUACUCAGACGAUGUAUCUCCUGAGACAAAUGACGCCUAUGACUCUCCCCCGACACCACUGCUCUCAGGACACCUGUUUUUUGAUGAUGGCAAUGAAGAACACACGGAUCUCCAUUGUGCCACUGUUGCCGGUACAACAUCCCCGUAUUCUCGGCUACGCCCGCACAACGAACGAAAUCAGAUACAGAUUCCGGUGCCCCAGAACGUGUGCAGUUCCUCCAGAAUCCGAUCAUCCAGUUUAGGCCGACAGUUUUCAUUCAACUACGAUUCGGAUAACACGGCCUCGGAGAGCGAGAUAAGACGCGGCCGUGUUGCGGACACUACGGGAUUGCGUCCGUCCGCCCACACUGCACACUACAACGGCACGUAUUCCCCGAAUCAAUCCACACACAGUGAUUCGGAAACCCUGUCAGAUCAGCAAAUUUUUAUCAGUGCCAAUUCAAAAGCCGUUGUAAACACAAAUGGACGAGAGCGCUUUCCUCCCGUUCUCCUAUCAAGCCACACGGAGAGAAAUUUGUCCGUCGAACAUCUAAAUCAACAAUCAUCUGGCAGGAGAAUUCCAAAAAAAGUUGGUAACUUUGACCAACUUUUGCAACAGAUUCCAACACUCGAUUCCGACAUGCAACAACAUGUGCUAACCCACUCAGAGCUGAUUAGGAAUAACUCAAACAGCCCUGCAGUACCUCAAAGACAAGCGAACACUCGUCUUCAUGAUGCCUAUUGGAACCGUCCACGUGUGGCACCGGUGCGUGGUCGUAACACCCAAGGAAUUUGGACACCUGGUCAUGUUCCCAGCCAACCGCCGGCUUCCGCCACGGUUCCGGUCAUUCAAUCUCAGGCUUACGAUACGGACCCCAGCCCCACAAGGCAAUUACCACCAGAAUCGUUCCACAAAAAGAAGACCCUAUCUGAAAAUACACUGCGUCUUAGUCUAACUCACACGGAAUUCACUUCCCCCCAUCGUUCGCUGGACAAGGAAACAUUCAUAUUAGAAAAUGUGUAA
Molecule: messenger RNA, 1917 nt
Organism: Opisthorchis viverrini
Lineage: Eukaryota; Metazoa; Platyhelminthes; Trematoda; Opisthorchiida; Opisthorchiidae
Exons: 3
Coding region: 1-1917 (638 amino acids)
Source: RefSeq, a predicted model, not a curated record